Molecule: messenger RNA, 1713 nt
Organism: Anguilla anguilla (European eel)
Lineage: Eukaryota; Metazoa; Chordata; Actinopteri; Anguilliformes; Anguillidae
Gene: asb12b
Product: ankyrin repeat and SOCS box-containing 12b
Exons: 3
Coding region: 214-1167 (317 amino acids)
Biological process (GO): positive regulation of transcription by RNA polymerase II
Cellular component (GO): nucleus
Molecular function (GO): transcription cis-regulatory region binding; protein binding
Source: RefSeq, a predicted model, not a curated record
GUGCUGUGUCAGACGGUGACACUGUGCCUCAGCUUAUAUGUCUGUGUCCACUGGAAAUAGCCCCUUCCCAGUACGCUCUGUCUGUUCAAACUACUGUUGCAGCAAUGAGAGCAGGAUAAAUCUACGCAACCAACCUCAUCAUCAUCAGUGUUUGUAAUCCAGUCAAGUAUGGAUUUUUGACAGAGAUGGAGUCUUGAGAAGUUCCUUUGAAUAAUGGUGCUUGGAAAAGCCAUAAACAUGAGCUUGAUGGACAUAUCAAAGAUUUUCUCCAUGCUCCACCCCAAAGAGGAGGAGGAUGAGGAAGAUACUGCCGAGAGCCGGCUGCUUAACCAAUCCGUCUCCAACGAUGAUGCUGGACUCCUCGCUGAGCUGCUGUCCCAGGAGAAGUACAGGAAGUUCAUCAACAGCCGGACGGGCUGGGGGGUUCCUGGUACCCCUCUCCGGACAGCGGCAACUCAGGGCCACCUCCGGUGCCUGGAAGUCCUCCUGGCCCAUGGCGCAGAGGUAGACAGCCUGGACGUGAAGGCCCAGACCCCGCUCUUCACUGCCGUCAGCGGGAAGCACUUGGACUGCGUGGUGGCGCUCCUGAAAGCUGGGGCUGAUCCCAAUGGCAGCGUGUACAACAACUGCUCUCCAGUACUCACGGCUGCCCGUGAGGGGGAUGUGGACAUCCUGAGAGAGCUCCUCCAGCAUGGGGCUGAGGUCAAUGUCCGGCCAAAGGUACCCGAGUGGGCAACCAAUGCCACAGCCUGUACUGGCCCCCUGUACCUCUCUGCAGUUUAUGGACACCUUGACUGCUUCAAGCUGCUCCUCCUUCAUGGCAGCGAUCCAAAUUUCAACUGCAUCGAGGAGAAGAUGCUUGCCAGAAUCAAACAGCCUAAGACCGUGCUGGAGAUGUGCCUCAGGUACGGCUGUGGUAUAGAGUAUAUCCAGCUGCUGAUAGACUUUGGGGCAAAUGUCUACCUGCCCACUCUCAUUAUAGACAAAACCACCAAGCAAAAUGAAGCCGUGCUGCUGCUACUCAAAGAAAGAGUUUGCCCCAAAUCACUGAUGUCUCAGACACGGCUGGCAAUCCGAAGCUAUCUACGUACAGCAAACAAAAUGCGUUCCAUCGAUCUUCUGGAUAUCCCCCCAGUACUGAGGAACUACCUGAAACAUGUCACAUGAUGUCACUUGCAGUAACGCUAGUAUGAGGACCUCCUCACACUUGCAAAUGACACUGAGCACAAACUACUUUCUUUCUGUUUUUCUUUGAAAUAUGUAGAUAUAUAUCAUGAUUCAUAUUUUUUGCUCUGUAGAAACCUAAACAAGCGUCCACCUCAAGCUAAAUUAGUCAAAUUUUUACUCUGUUGACGGCUGGAUAUUUUCUGUCUCUGUAAAUCUCCUUCAAAGGCACAUCUGAACUUCCAACCAUCUGUUUAUGGACCAGGUACAAAUAAAUAGAUUUUCAUUCUUUUUUUUUUUUUUUACCAUUUAACAGUAGAUAAUUGUUAAUAUAAUUAAAUUCCAUAUACAUUGCCAUUAAUUGAGGUUUAACCAAUCAUUGUUAGUUAUCAUGGUGGAUUAAGGGUUUUUUGAGUCACAAAAAAUUGCUUUAAUGAAAUCAUGAAGUGGAGCUGCAUGUAAUCAUGUACUGUAUUUGAGAUUAUGUAUUUUAAAUAAGAUUUUAUUGAUAUUGUAUCACUUAAAUUAAAAAAAAUGCGCAGUUUUUUU